Cannabis sativa is the source of this 979-nucleotide messenger RNA. Its product is annotated as probable serine/threonine-protein kinase At1g09600. Gene Ontology annotation, biological process: protein phosphorylation; positive regulation of transcription elongation by RNA polymerase II. Gene Ontology annotation, cellular component: cyclin-dependent protein kinase holoenzyme complex; nucleus. Gene Ontology annotation, molecular function: cyclin-dependent protein serine/threonine kinase activity; RNA polymerase II CTD heptapeptide repeat kinase activity; ATP binding. Lineage: Eukaryota; Viridiplantae; Streptophyta; Magnoliopsida; Rosales; Cannabaceae. The record is from RefSeq and is a predicted model, not a curated record. The transcript has 2 exons. The coding region runs from base 425 to 964 and encodes 179 amino acids.
UUCUUUGGAUUUGGUUUAGAUUUGAUUCGUUUGUGGUCUAUAUAUGAAUUUGGCAUUGAAAUUGAAUUUUGAUGUUCAUUUUAAUCGUUAUUGAUGGUUUACAGAUGAUACUGAUGAGAACGCAAGGACCUCUUAUUAAGUUGGAAGGGUUGAGCACAUCACGUACCUUUUGCAACUUAUACCUUAUAUUUGAGUAUAUGGAACAUGAUCUUAUUGGACUUGCAUCUCGUCCUGGUAUAAAAUUCAUCGAAUCGCAGGUACUCAUCUUGUUAGAGUUUCUGUUUGUUCUGGUAUUAUUUUGUCGUCAUCAAUGACCAUUUAACAAAAUUAUGCAGAAAGAAUGAAUAUUUGGAAGUUUCCUUUUGGUAUGAUUUGAUGCUUAAACUAUAAUGUGGUGCCUAAAUUUCUUUAGGUCAAAUGCUACAUGCAUCAACUUUUGAGCGGACUUGAUAAUUGUCAUAGUCAUGGUGUUCUACAUCGUGACAUAAAGGGUUCAAAUCUUCUUAUUGACAAUAAUGGUAUCUUGAAAAUUGUGGAUUUCGGCUUGGCAAGUUUUUACGAUCCUCAUAAUAGUGUCUCAUUGACGAGCCGCGUGGUUACUCUUUGGUAUAGACCACCGGAACUUCUACUUGGAGCCUCUCAUUAUGGGGUUGCAGUGGAUUUAUGGAGUACUGGUUGCAUUCUCGGAGAACUAUAUUCUGGCAGACCUAUCUUGCCUGGAAAAACAGAGGUUGAGCAGCUACAGAAAAUCUUUAAGCUCUGUGGCUCGCCAUCUGAAGAAUAUUGGAGGAAUUUGCACUUACGCCAUGCAACAGUAAUGAAGCCUCCACAACCUUACAGACGAUGUGUUGCAGAGACAUUUAAAGAACUUCCUGCUCCUGCUAUGAAGCUUAUGGAGACCUUUCUUUCCACAGAUCCUUCCAAUCGAAGGACAACAUCUUUUGCUCUCAAGAGUGAGGUGUGAAUUCUCUUUCGAAAU